Molecule: messenger RNA, 249 nt
Organism: Entamoeba invadens IP1
Lineage: Eukaryota; Evosea; Mastigamoebida; Endamoebidae
Exons: 1
Source: RefSeq, a predicted model, not a curated record
AUGAGUAAAUUAGAACGAGUGUAUAUGAUGAAAGUUUCUUUAUACAUUAACACAAUGGAUUCUCUCAAAACAUUUGAACAAGUUAAUAAAAAGUGUUUUGAGUGUAUGCAGAGUCUAUACAUCAACCCUUUUGUCAAUUUAGAAAUUGAAACUUUUGCUCUAUUUAAAGAGCCACUUGAGGCUUUAUAUUCUUCGAUCUUCGAAUUUAUCAUAAAAGCGUUUCCAAAAAUUGAAACGACAACAUUACAU